Molecule: messenger RNA, 1411 nt
Organism: Durusdinium trenchii
Lineage: Eukaryota; Dinophyceae; Suessiales; Symbiodiniaceae
Source: the annotation of a GenBank genome assembly
AUUCUGCAGUCGCUCAGAAUCGUGUUUUCGAAGUCCUCGAAACCCAUCGAAAGCCUGCCUUUGACCUCUAAAUAGUAAACCCCCCCUCGCCCCCUGUGAUUAAGUUCUGAUCCUAAAUAGUCAUAAAUCCAGAAAAAUGUUGAUCUGAUCUGAAGUUGAAAUGAAAGGAAAGAAAAAGAAAUGAAGGCAAAACAGGAAAGAAAUGGAGAUGAAAGGUUUGGAAGCAGCUGAAAGUCAGGGUCCAGAAAAAAUGAUGUUUUAUUCAGGUAAAUUUGUUAGUCAAUUUAUUAGUUGUUUUGGAACAAGUUUGGAGUUAUUCACGGGCAAAUUAUAAAGGUGAUCAAUACGUUUGUAAAUUUUAGUAGUGUAGUGUAUGGUCCUGCAGUGUGCAAAACCUUGAGAACCACUACUGUAGGGGGAUGCUCGACAAUUCUGGAUGCAAGUUAAAUGCACUGAGCAAUUUCUGUGAAACAUUGAACAUAAGAGUGGUGAUUUGGCAUCACUGUUGGAACUGAGAAGCCAUACAUAUAUGUGUCAGCUGCUCACAAGCAUCAGGUGUAACCACCUACAAGCAAGGGACCUCAAUUGAAACCAGAGACAGGACACGAGCCGCGGCGCUUGGUCAAAGCUGGGCCGAAUGCCGGUACGAAGGGCCCGUGUGAGAGGAACUGUUUGUUUGCCCACCUCCUUCGUCUUCACACCACCCCACCGCUGCGGUGCGGACGAGGAGGACACCCAAACACCUCCGGACGAGCGUCCGACGGGACGGGCGCCAGAAGCAGAGGAGGCGCGCUUGGAGGUGGAACAUGCAUUGGCGCAAAAGGCUUUGGCCUACGGGGAGGCUCUGGAGGCCGAGCGAGCCAGUUAUGAAGCAGAGCUGGCUCGGAAGACUCAGGAAGCGGAGGAUCGACAGGCGACCUUGAAGGCUGUGGCUCAGGACCGCUCUGAGUUGGCGUCGAUGUACAGGAGAGCCAACCAAGAGCUUUGCAGGCUGCGGGCCGAGUUGAGCCAACGGACCUUGGAGGUCUUGGAGCUUCGACAGGCAUGGGGGCAUUGGAUGUGCUCCCUUUGCCUCUUGGGCUUUCAUGGCUUGGCAAAUCAGGAGUCACGUCAACUCCGUCAGCCUGGCUUGAACAAAUGCGUGGUCUGUUUGGAUGAGACGGCUCGCUUGGCCUUCGUCCCUUGUGGCCAUUUGGCCUCGUGCGAGAUAUGUGCAGCUCAAAUCCAUCCACUGCAGUGUCCGGUUUGCCGGCAGAAGAGCGAGUCCGUCUUGCCGAUCUAUUUGCCCUGAAGGCAGCGACUGGGCCGAGGAGAUCAUGUCGCAGAAGGUGAUCCAUUUCGACGGUGUGGGAAGCAGCUUCAAACACGGCGCUGAAGCUCUUCCAACUUUGAAUUCCUUGGUCCUUUUGGU